Molecule: messenger RNA, 762 nt
Organism: Populus euphratica (Euphrates poplar)
Lineage: Eukaryota; Viridiplantae; Streptophyta; Magnoliopsida; Malpighiales; Salicaceae
Product: kinase-like protein
Exons: 2
Coding region: 1-762 (253 amino acids)
Source: RefSeq, a predicted model, not a curated record
AUGGGUUGUGGGAAAUCAAAACAUGAUGUUGCCGCUGGAAACACCAUCACCCGUAAGAAAUCUGAUGUGGGUAGCAACAAAAGCAAUUAUAAAGACUUAGAGCCUACAGUCAACGCGAGCAUAUUGGAGGAACAAAAAGAAAAGCAAAUUCCUAGCCAAGAGUCAUCAAAAGAGGUUGUCGCUGGUGUUCGGGAUGUAAAUGUAAUGGUUGUUGCUGGUGUUCGGGGUGUAAAUUUAGAGGUUGUCGCUAGUGAACAAGAUGCAAAUGUAGAGGCUGUUGCUAGUGAACAAGAUGCAAAUGUAGAGGCUGUCGCUGUUGUACAGGAUGCAAAUGUAGAGGUUGUUGCUGUUGUACAGGAUGCAGAUGUAGAUGCAAAAGUAGAGGUUGUUGCUGUCGUACAGGGUGCAAAUGAGAAAGAAGAAUUGAAGGGAGGAGGCAAAGAUGUGGAGAUUAAAGAAGAAGGUGUUGUCGAGAAGCAGGAACCAGGAAAGUUGAUUUCAGAAGAGUCGUCAGAUAACGUUUCUGAGGGAAAGUCUGAGAAGGAGAGUUUGUCUGAUGAGAGUGCUAAAUUGGAUGAUGUUGCCAAGGAAACAUCGGUUGAGAAAGAAACAAAACAAGAAGCAGAAAAUGAAGAGCCUCAAGCCAUGAAGCAAGAGAAUGCUGACGAGGAGCCAGAAGUUGCAAACCCUAUAACUGCUGAGCUAGAAGUUGCAAACCCUGUAACUGCUGAGCUAGAAGUUGCAAGCCCUCCUACAAAUUAA